Cotesia glomerata is the source of this 2111-nucleotide messenger RNA. Its product is annotated as sex determination protein fruitless. NCBI's taxonomy places the organism in Eukaryota, Metazoa, Arthropoda, Insecta, Hymenoptera, Braconidae. Gene Ontology annotation, cellular component: nucleus. Gene Ontology annotation, molecular function: protein binding. The coding region runs from base 438 to 1628 and encodes 396 amino acids. The transcript has 5 exons. Gene Ontology annotation, biological process: regulation of transcription by RNA polymerase II. The record is from RefSeq and is a predicted model, not a curated record.
AAUCUCGCGCACAUGCAUCAUCCACUCAUUGGGGAGGAUGUACUCGCUCUGUGUACUGCUGCGUACUAAUAUUAGAGUUAUCACCACCACACUCGUUGACGACAAACACCCUCGUACUAUCGCACUUAGUUGAAUCCUUCCUCAGUCGCGGCCCGCGAAUCACCGCGAUCACUGCUCCGAGUGCAUUCUCUUAUUCAGUGGUUAUUAUUUUACUAAAGACACUUUUUUAUUUUUUUUUUUUGACAAUGUACUUUCUUGAGUGAUCGGUGAACUUUUAGAAGCUUUAAGCUCUCAAUCGUGGACUCUAGUGAACGUUUUUAUAUUGUCAAAAAAUAUAUAUUUAUUUAUCAACAAGACUUAAGCAGACUGGCUCCUGAAGACAUCUAAUCUGGUCAUCAGAAAGCUCUCGGCCCAAUCUUCGGGCCACCAAGAUUUUCAUGUUCACUAAUUUUUAUAAAUCAGGGUCGGGAUUGGAGAUAGACAAGAUGGACCAGCAGUAUUGCCUACGGUGGAACAAUCAUCCAGCGAAUUUAACGGACGUAUUAAGUUCUCUGUUGGCUCGAGAAGCUCUAUGUGAUGUUACAUUAGCGUGUGUUGGUGAAACGUUCAAGGCACAUCAGACAAUACUUUCGGCAUGUAGCCCGUACUUUGAAAAUAUAUUCCUGCAAAACACCCAUCCGCACCCGAUAAUAUUCCUCAAGGAUGUCAAUGACACGGAGAUGAAAGCCCUUUUGCAUUUUAUGUACAAGGGCGAAGUUAAUGUUAGUCAGCAUCUGCUGCCCAUGUUCUUAAAAACGGCAGAGGCGUUACAGAUACGUGGACUCACUGAUAAUAGUGUAAAUAAUAAGAACAACGACGACAAAAGCUCGUCCCCAGAGCCUGACCAAACGCAGACAAGCGCUAGGCAUGCAGACUCACCUAACCUACAACCACAUCCUGAGAAGAGGAAAAGAAAAGUAUCGGGAACUAAUUAUGAUGUCUCGAUGACUGGUGGACCUCCUAGUGAACGUUUCUUAUCUGAUUCUCAGGCAUCGUCUCAAUGUAGUUACAAAUCAAGUCCUACAGUGAUUCCAAAGUCAAACAAUACACUGGGCGGUGAUUUAGAAGAUGGAAGCCGAGCAAUAUCACCGUCAUCUCAGGCACAAACAACAAUCAAGCAGGAACUCGAUCACCACAUGCCUGACUUCCACGACAACAUUUCUCUACCCGGUCAUCCAGUUGGAAUGCUAGGCGAAGACGGAGGACCAACCGCGGGGGCACUUAGCGAUGGUGUACCUGGUAUGGAACCUUCUGAGCACCAUAAUCCCCCGGAAAUGCUCGACGGACUUGAUGGUUCAAAAGCCUGGCACAUGCGGCUGACCUUUGACCGGGUGCCAGGCGGCUGCAACCUACACAGGUGCAAGCUGUGCGGCAAGGUCGUGACGCACAUCAGGAACCAUUACCACGUCCACUUCCCUGGCAGGUUUGAGUGUCCUCUCUGUCGUGCCACGUACACACGUAGUGACAAUCUGCGAACUCACUUUAAAUUUAAACACCCCGAGUCAAGAAAAAUAGACCUUAAUGAUUUUGUCGCCAGCUCAUUGGCUCUCUCCGCGUCAAACAAUGAUACGAUGAACACCUUGUCAUAAGACGAGCUUGCGUGGGUGCGCGGUGCGUACGUACGCCCACGCAACGUGGAUGCCCAACAACUACCGCCACAACCGCCACCACCACCGCAGAACUGGCGCGUGCCGGCCCUCAUUCGUGAUACCGAAUUUUUAAAUAAUAUUCAUAAUAAUAACAUUAAUAAUAAUAGUAAUAAUAAUAAUAAUAAUAAUAUUAUUAUUAAUAAUAAUAGUAAUAAUCUUAAUAAUAAUAAUUCUAUAACUCAUAAUAAUAACAAUUUAAAUCCGAGUCUAUUUACGCCUGGAUGGCCGGCUUCGUUUUUACUGUUCAAUCAUUUCUUCUCUGAACACCAAAUCUUGUAGGUUUUACGCUUAUCAUCAUUUAUAUACAUAUUUUAAUAUUUAUAUAUAUAUAUAUAUAUCGUGUCUUUGAUAUCAAAGGCCGAUUAAUGUUUUUAUGUUCUCACUUUUUACGGCGCUUUUAUUUUUACCAAAAAGGCAUAAAUA